Molecule: messenger RNA, 2865 nt
Organism: Marmota flaviventris (yellow-bellied marmot)
Lineage: Eukaryota; Metazoa; Chordata; Mammalia; Rodentia; Sciuridae
Source: RefSeq, a predicted model, not a curated record
GGCGCAAGCGAAAACAAACAGCUGGGGCUGGUAGCGCCCCCGCCCCGGCCUCGAGAGCACGCCGGACCCGGCUCCCACCCUGGGCGCCCGGCCGCCCACCAUGAGGAAGAUCCGCGCCAAUGCCAUCGCCAUCCUGACCGUAGCCUGGAUCCUGGGCACUUUCUACUACUUAUGGCAGGACAACCGAGCCCACGCAGCCUCCGGCGGCCGGGGCGCGCAGAAGACCGGCGGGAGGCCAGAGCAGCUGCGCGAGGACCGCACCAUCCCGCUCAUUGUGACAGGAACACCCUCAAAAGGCUUUGAUGAGAAGGCAUACUUGUCAGCCAAGCAGCUGAAGGCCGGAGAGGACCCCUACAGGCAGCACGCCUUCAACCAGCUGGAGAGUGACAAGCUGAGCCCAGACAGGCCCAUCCGGGACACUCGCCAUUACAGUUGUCCCUCGGUGUCCUACUCCUUAGACCUGCCAGCCACCAGCAUCAUCAUCACCUUUCACAAUGAGGCCCGCUCCACACUCCUGCGCACGGUGAAGAGUGUCCUGAACCGAACUCCUGCCAACUUGAUCCAGGAGAUCAUCUUAGUGGAUGACUUCAGUUCAGACCCUGAAGAUUGCGUGCUCCUGACUAGGAUCCCCAAGGUCAAGUGCCUGCGAAAUGACCGGCGGGAAGGGCUGAUCCGAUCCCGAGUUCGAGGGGCAGAUGUGGCCGCAGCUGCCAUCCUCACCUUUCUGGAUAGCCACUGCGAAGUGAACACGGAGUGGCUGCAGCCCAUGCUGCAGCGGGUGAAGGAGGACCACACCCGUGUAGUGAGUCCCAUCAUUGAUGUCAUCAGUCUGGAUAAUUUUGCCUACCUGGCAGCAUCUGCUGAUCUUCGUGGAGGAUUCGACUGGAGCCUGCAUUUCAAGUGGGAGCAGAUCCCUCUGGAGCAGAAGAUGACCCGGACAGACCCCACCAGACCCAUAAGGACACCUGUCAUAGCUGGAGGAAUCUUUGUGAUUGACAAGUCUUGGUUUAACCACUUGGGAAAAUAUGAUGCCCAAAUGGACAUCUGGGGGGGAGAGAAUUUCGAGCUCUCCUUCAGGGUGUGGAUGUGCGGUGGGAGUUUGGAGAUCGUCCCCUGCAGCCGGGUGGGCCACGUCUUCAGGAAGCGGCACCCCUACAACUUCCCUGAGGGCAAUGCCCUCACCUACAUCAGGAACACCAAGCGCACAGCAGAGGUGUGGAUGGAUGAAUACAAGCAGUACUACUAUGAGGCCCGGCCCUCGGCCAUCGGGAAAGCCUUCGGCAGUGUGGCCACUCGGAUCGAGCAGAGGAAGAAGAUGGACUGCAAGUCCUUCCGCUGGUACUUGGAGAACGUCUACCCCGAGCUCACUGUCCCGGUGAAGGAAGUACUUCCUGGCAUUAUUAAGCAGGGGGUUAAUUGCUUAGAAUCCCAGGGCCAGAACACAGCUGGGGACUUCUUGCUUGGAAUGGGGAUCUGCAGAGGGUCUGCCAAGAAUCCCCCACCAGCCCAGGCAUGGCUAUUCAGUGACCAUCUCAUCCAACAGCAGGGGAAGUGUCUGGCUGCCACCUCCACCUUAAUGUCCUCUCCUGGGUCCCCAGUCAUACUGCAGGUGUGCAAUUCAAGAGAAAGCAAGCAGAAAUGGAGGAGAAAAGGAUCUUUCAUCCAGCAUUCAGUUAGCGGCCUCUGCCUGGAGACGAAGCCUGCCCAGUUGGUGACCAGCAAGUGCCAGGCUGACGCCCAGGCCCAGCAGUGGCAGCUGCUGCCACACACAUGACAGAGGGAUUCCCUUGAAAGGUCAGCCAUUGCACUCAGCCAGGAGGCUGGCUGUGGAGAAUUCCCAGUUCCCCUGUGGCCUUGUCUUGGGAUUCUUCCUGUUGUUCCCUCAAGCACCUGACCCCAACCACUGGCUUGGGCAGUAUAAUCUGUUGGUACCAGGACCCCUGGGGUCUCCCUCCCAAAGCAAACAGCUCCUACCUCAGGAGCACCCAGUCUUUCAUAGAAGAGAGCCACACUCUAGAGAGUUCAUGUAUUUCAGAAGGUCUAGAAUUUCCAGAAAUUGUCCCCCAAAUGGUGUGUGUUUGUGUGUGUGUGUAUGUGUGUGUGUAUGUGUGUGUGUGUAUGUGUGUGUGUGCGCAUCUUCCUGGGGAGAAUGACCCAGGAAAAGAGGAUUUCCCUGGCUUCUUAAAGAGGUCCCUGAUCUCAAAGGGUCUAGGCCUCUGCUCUGGAUUGGAGCUAUUUGACCUGCAGCCCUCCUCUCCCAACCUCCCUCCCUGCUGCACCCAAACUGCCAUCACCCUGUUCCCUCCACGUAGCCCUUGGGGUUGGAAGCCAAGUGUUCAUGGUCGCCAGCACCCACUCUGGAGGGUUCUCCAGCAGUGUCCUCUUGCCUCCUGGCUCUCGCCAGCACUCUCAGCAGGUAUAAGUGCACCCCUGGACUCACAGUGUGCGGGUCCUUUGGCCACACUUCUCCCAUUCUCUGAUGUGGAGUUUCAUCCACCGCCAUUUGUGAGCCUGGCUUCAGAUCCCCUGUUCAUCCAGGAAGCUCCUGCUGUGGGCUAGGAUAGAACCAGGGUUGGGGUGGAGUCCUCUCCCUAGAGCCUAGGCCAUGUUCAGGCGUGGCCCUUGGGGACCAGGAGCAUGAGCUCUUGAAUGUAAGGACUGCUGCUCAGAGAGCCUUUGAGAGGGUCUCACCCUCGUUUCCAUGGUCAGUCAGGCUCUGGACUUCUCAGCUGUCCUGGGUGGGGACUUGGCCCACUCUGUUUUUGCUUUUCCUCUUCUUGACCAAAGCAUGUGCCACUAGCUGUCCUUGAGGACAUUGUCUUUAUGAAACACACACCUGGAAUAAAACCACUUCUUACAUGUUCA